Brenthis ino (lesser marbled fritillary) is the source of this 1287-nucleotide messenger RNA. The record is from the annotation of a GenBank genome assembly. NCBI's taxonomy places the organism in Eukaryota, Metazoa, Arthropoda, Insecta, Lepidoptera, Nymphalidae.
AUGGGUUUCACGUUUUUCAAAUGCUUCUGUUGUAUUUUCUUACGUCAAAAAUAUAAAGACAAAAUGUCAUUAAUAGAAGGAGUUGGUGAUGAAGUGAUCCAGUUUAUUGUAGUUGUGCUAGUGGUAGCAGUGGCAUCCCUUGCUUGGUGGUCUACUAAUGCAAGGCCUGAUAGAUAUAGAACUGUGCUGGUCAUGAGAUCCCGGCCUCAACACCCUGUUACAGUGAGCAUAUUAACAAGGACGAAUAUAACAAGUUCUCAAAUUAAUUUGCCAAUACCAUCCACAUCAGUAUCGAGGGCACCAAUUACUACACCUUCUGAUAGUGACCAAACAAGUAACCGAGACAAUAGAGUGAUUCCUCUACAAGAAAUGGAUAGCAUCGUGGAUGCCGACAUGGCAAUGUUGGAUAAUAAUCGUUUGCACUUUUAUAGAAGGAUGGAUUCUCCUCAAAACAACCAACCCACAACAGAGAGUACAAAUGAGGAAAUUGAGAUAGUUGAAGAUGAGGAACCAGCAAGCAAUGACCAAAUACGUGAAAUGGACAGUAUUGUGAGCGCCAUGGAGGCAGAUGUUACCACUGGAUGUGACUUCUUUACAAGAUCUAGCGAAUCAAACUCUAAUCUCAAGCCGAGCACUACCAAAUCUCCUAACAAAGAAGAGGAUAAAGUGACAACAAACGAGUCCACUGAAAAUGCUCCGGAAGAAGAGACCGCCACAUCCAGUGAAGACACUGAUGGCAGGAAAAUACUAAUAAAGUUGAAAUACAUUAAUGACACUUUGAAAGAAGUCGAAGGCAGUCUUGAUGAGCUUUUGAAGGAUUUUAAAAGACGGCACUUCUCAGCGGAGCUAGCGGACCGGCACGUGCGGCUGAUCUUCCGCGGGCGCGUGCUGUGCGACGAGGCGGCCACGCUGCGCGCCUGCGGCCUGCACCACCGCGCUGUCGUGCACUGCCUCGUGCACCCGCGCCGCGCGCCGCCCGCCGCCGCCGCCGCCGCCGCGCAGCCGCAGUCGGACGGGCACGAGGUGGUGACGGAGGCGCCGGCGCCGGAGCGCACGUGGGACCUCGAGAACAUCCUCAUGACGCUGGUGUCCGUCUCGCUCACCGUCGUCUGGUUCUUUAGGUUUCUGAUGUUCCACCCCAGGUGCGAGUACUCCAACAUGUUCACGGCGAGUGCCAGCGUGGCACUGUUCGGUCUCACGGUAUUCUACAGCGUCGCCAUUUUUGGUCUUUACCUGUCUGAUACAUUCCACUUCGAGCGUCGUCCCACUCACCCAGUACCCGCUAAU